Messenger RNA from Monopterus albus (swamp eel), 1115 nucleotides. RefSeq names its product microtubule-associated protein 1B. Lineage: Eukaryota; Metazoa; Chordata; Actinopteri; Synbranchiformes; Synbranchidae. The transcript has 14 exons. Bases 45 to 1115 code for a protein of 356 amino acids. The record is from RefSeq and is a predicted model, not a curated record.
AACCUCAUAAAGAAGAGAAAGAUGUCAAGAAACCACUUAAAGAAAUGACAGAAGGAAAGAAGCCUCUCAAAGAAGAAAAGGAAGCCAAGAAAGAAUCUAAGGGAAAAAAAGAGGUCACAAAACUUCUUAAAGAAGAGGAACAAAUGAAAAAACCUCCCAAAGAAGAGAGAGAAGAGAAGGAAUUUCCCAAAGAAGUGAAAGCACAGCCGAAAGAAGACAGAGAAGAGAAGGAACCUUCUAAAGCAGAGAAAGAACGCAAACCUCCUAAAGAAGAGUUGAGAGACACUAAGAUAGACACUAGACCCAAAAGAGCUGUAAGGAGGGUUGUAAUAGUCAAGAGAAAGGUUGCACCUGUCCUGAAGAAGGAACAUCUUAAUGUUACAAAAGCAGAAGUUCCAAAGGAAAAGGUCAAAGUAGCUCCAAAGGAAAAGGUCAAAGAAGCUCCUAUCAAGAAAGAGGCUGCUGCACCAAAGGAAAAGGCCAAACCAGUCAUCUUGCACAAAGAACAAGAAGGCCCUGGCAGAAAUGUCUCUCUGGUGAAAGAGAGAGUCAAAGUAGUGCCUAUGAGGAGAGCUGAGGUUUUAAAACAGAAGCCCAAACCAGUCCUAAGAAAAAAAGAACCUGCUCCACUCAAGGCAAAACCAGUCCCAGUAGUGAAAGCUGAGGAGCCUAAGAAGCUUGUAAUGGUGGUCAAAGCUGCUAAAAAGCAGAUAGCUCCUAUUCUGAAAAAGGAACAUACCAAUAUUACAAAAACAGUCGUUCCCGAAGUUCCUAAGUUGAAAGCCAAACCACAACCGGUAAAGAAAGUGGCAGCUCCUGAGGGACCCAAGAAGGAACAGAAGCAGAAAAUCAAAGCUAAACCUGUAAAACCAGAUAUUGAUGCAGUGAAGGGAAAGGAGAAACCAGCCCCUGCAAAGAAAGCUGAUAUUUCUGAACCAAAGCCCAAACCAACGCCUGUUCAGAAAGAUGCUGAAGUUACCAAAGAAAAAGCCAAACGAGCUCCUUCAACAAAGGAAGUUCCAAAGGAAAAGGUCAAAGAAGUUCCAAAGGAAAAGGUCAAAGAAGCUCCUAUCAAGAAAGGUAACACACACAUAGUAUUUGUUUACAAGCCAUAA